AUGUAUCUAUGUAUUACAAAUCUAUCUAUCUAUCUAUCUAUCUAUCUAUCUAUCUAUCUAUCUAUCUAUCUGUCUGUCUGCCUGCCUGUCUAUCUAUCUGUUUACCCAUCUAUCUAUAUAAAAUUGUUUUUUUUUUCUUUUUUCAUAUCUGACCCCCCCCCCCUUCUUAAGUUUCAUCGCUCUGUUCUCUUUAUUUUCUUCCUGUCUGGCUUUUACCAUUUAUUCUUUGAACUGGUCUUUCUUCUUCUAUUAUCGGAUGUCAUAGAUUGUCAUUCGCGCUUUGCUCACACGGUAUCACUGACCCUGACGGCAUCACGUCUCUCAACUCUGUUGGGAUGCACAUUUCUCAGUAAGCGAAGUGAAAGCUGGACAGCCUCAGUUACAAACACUCUCUCUCUCUCUCUCUCUCUCUCUCUAGUUCACCAUCCCCGAAUCGGGCAAUGUUCACCAAAGUUUUUUUUUUUGUUCAUUUCCAAUACAUGGAGAUUCAGUCUUUCUAAUUGCUUUUAUCAUUCAUCGUUCAUCCCUUUCUCGCUUUCAUCAAAAGAAUAUUUUGCUCUCUUCUUCUUUCCCUUUUCAAGUCUCGUAGAUUCGCAAAUGUCUCUCACCAAGCCAUUUUUAUUUUCUUUCUUAGCUCUUCUUCCACAACUCAAAUCUCAUUUCUUCUUGUUUGUUCCGCCUGGACAACUCGUCUUUGCUGGUUGCCAUCAUUCAAAGAUUCCAAACGAAUUUAUGACAAUAAUGUAUGCUGGAGACGUUCCAUAUUUGUCUAUCUUCCUGUCUCACUGUGUUCAUAUCUGUCAAUUCAUCUGUCUGUUCAUAUCUAUCUAUCUAUCUAUCUAUCUAUCUAUCUAUCUAUCUAUCUAUCUAUCCCUGUAUCUUCAUAUCUAUCUAUCUAUCUAUCUAUCUAUCUAUCUCUAUCUAUCUAUCUAUCUAUCUAUCUAUCUAUCUAUCUAUCUAUCUAUCUAUCUAUCUCAGUCUGUUUAUUAUCUAUCUAUUUAUCUAUCUCAGUCUGUUCAUAUCUAUCUAUCUAUCUAG
Molecule: messenger RNA, 1038 nt
Organism: Acanthosepion pharaonis
Lineage: Eukaryota; Metazoa; Mollusca; Cephalopoda; Sepiida; Sepiidae
Source: the annotation of a GenBank genome assembly